Messenger RNA from Phialemonium atrogriseum, 742 nucleotides. RefSeq names its product mitochondrial ribosomal protein L31-domain-containing protein. The record is from RefSeq and is a predicted model, not a curated record. The coding region runs from base 48 to 380 and encodes 110 amino acids. Gene Ontology annotation, cellular component: mitochondrial large ribosomal subunit. Lineage: Eukaryota; Fungi; Ascomycota; Sordariomycetes; Cephalothecales; Cephalothecaceae. The transcript is spliced from 3 exons. Gene Ontology annotation, molecular function: structural constituent of ribosome.
UGGAGGAGAGCACCUCGUUCCGAAGCGCCAGAGUUACCAACGGCAAGAUGUUUGGGGCAUUCAGGAUCACAAAUCCCCUCAAUGGGGGGCUUCUAUGGAAGACGCCCUGGCGACUGUCGCGGUUCCAGAAGUACCGGCAACGGCAACGGUUGCGAGCCGUGGACGACGUGGUCUCGACUGUCGAGGCGGCCCUGGCGAAGAAGGGCGAGAGCGUGCAGGCGCUGGAGCGGUGGAGGGCCGAAAUGCCGACCGAGGCAGAAAUGUUGCCGAAGGACAAGUACACAAUCUUCGACCGGAAGGUGAAGAGGUAUAGGAAGGGAAUUCACAAACUACCGAAAUGGACGAGGGUAUCGCAAAGAGUCAACCCUCCUGGAUAUUAAACCUACUAUCUCCGCUCAUCGACAUUGUACUAUAUGGAGCUGGCAUUCGGACGCCCGGCAUUUAGGAGGAGGCAUAGGUCAUGUCUCAGCGUCGUCAAACGUGGAGGACACAAUGGGUGUUGCCAUUGAUUGUAUUCAUAGCCCGCGUGUGCGAUAUAUGAGCAGAGACUUUGGCAUGGGCAAGUCUCGCAUGAAGCUCGUAUCUCUGCUCUGAGCUGCUGUAGUGUUGUAUCUACGGCAUAUGUAUCACCAGAAUGAAUGCCCACAGCCCUAUUGAUAAGCUCAUCCUCUUCUGGGGUAUCCUCAAUCUCUUCCCUCGUGUCGGUAGAGUCUACCAUAGGUUUACCACCCCUAUCUCAAAC